Molecule: messenger RNA, 2977 nt
Organism: Bactrocera oleae (olive fruit fly)
Lineage: Eukaryota; Metazoa; Arthropoda; Insecta; Diptera; Tephritidae
Product: estradiol 17-beta-dehydrogenase 11
Molecular function (GO): oxidoreductase activity, acting on the CH-OH group of donors, NAD or NADP as acceptor
Source: RefSeq, a predicted model, not a curated record
GGCACAUUUAAGUUCAAAAAGUUUGUAGCUUCCAAGUCUUGUGACUACCAUAAAGAGUUUGCUUGUAAGUGAAAGCACUGACUGUUUAAUCGAACACUGCCGAUGCUGGACUUGGAAAUGGACAAACUAACUUCAUUAAAAAAGUACUUAUUGUUAUCGGCACAUUUAAAUUAAUGAGCUUUUUUUCAAUACACAAUAUUUUGUGUGCAUUUGUAUGCUGAUUGCCUCACAGUGCUUGCCCAAUUUGGAUGGAAUGCUGGUGAACAUCAUUGGACAGUUUUGCUGCGUCUGUUAUGGCUGUUACAAGCUUUGGGAGCUUGUUGUGCUCAAACCACUUCACAAUACUCACUCAUUAUUGAACGCUGCGCUAAAAAGCACUCGAUCACAAUGAUCGUUACUGGAGAAGCUCGCCGAACGCGUGGAGAGUGAGUGGAGCGUUGACGACGUUUUGAAUUUCACGAGAAGGCCAAGACACCAGGCCAGCUACCAAGCACACUACGAACGUUAAGAUAACAGCGGCGUAGCAGUGAGAACAAAAAAAGAAAAAGCAAAAAUAACAGCACACAUCUCAGCAGUCUAACACUCAACACGGGGAAUAUUGACUUAGCUUUUUUUGUUAUAGAUCGAGAAGCAUUGCGGGGAGUUUUGCCAUUUGUGGCGUUUUAAUGCCAACCUGACUGACCGGCAGGAAAGCGGGCACCAUUUACAGACGCGCAGAGCUGAGUACGAUCACCAAAGCAACGAAAAAUUAUGAUAAUUAAAAAAGUUUGAGUCAAAAAGUAACGAGUUGAGUAGAAAUUGAAUUUUGUGUGCAUUACAAAUGGCACUCGGAGCGAUUGUGAACGCAACUAGCUCGACGACAGGCGGCGCGACACUUGCGAUUUACGUGUCGAACGGGUGAGAUUGUCAAGAUCCAAAGCGCGCGCUCGGUUACCAACGCCAAGAUCACUUGAGUGACAACAACAGCAAUAAAGUUGGUACUUUUAUCACACAAUGAACAUAGAAAACAGUUAAGAAAUUCCAGCAGAAAGAAAAGCGAAAACUAUAAAUAAUAACAAGCAAGAGCAAAAGUAAAUAAAACACAACAAAUAUUUGAGAAACAAGAUCGCCAACGCGACGCGUUUCAAAUCAUAUUAUAUUUUGGGUGACAGUGCGUGCGUAGAUUCCGCGAGUUCUGAGUGUGCGAGUUGGCCAAUAAGUGUACAAGUGAAAUCAGAAGACGCAGUUAGUGCAGAAGAGUUUGUGUUUAAAAAUACAUUUUAUUUUAGUUUUAAUUUUUUCGUUUGCAAACUGAAAGCGCCAAAGUUUUUAGGUAAAAUGGUCGAGACUGCAAAAAUAACGACUUUUACGCGUACGACCACUGCCGUGCCAGCGCCUGCCUCAGCACCAGCAGCUGCAACGACGCCAGCAAUCGCGCCCGUCACAGCAGCAUCCGCUACGCCGACACCGACAGCAACAACGGCGGCCAGAAAUGCGCAAGGUAACGAUGAGACCGCGCGUGGCAUCUACAACCUGAAGGUGAUCGUUUUCUUUUUGCUGCUGCCGCUGAUCCUGUUUGCCGUAUUUCUAAAGCAUUUGCUCGACUACCUGUUUGGGUUGGGCGAGAAACCGAAGGAUGUGCGCGGCAAAGUCGCUGUGGUGACCGGUGCAGGUAAUGGCCUUGGCCGGGAAAUCGCCAUUGAGUUGGCCCGAAAGGGUUGCAAAUUGGCCAUUGUGGAUGUGAACUCAAAAGGCUGCUAUGAAACAGUUGACCUCAUUACCAAAAUACCCGGUGCUGUGGCUAAAGCGUAUAAGACAGAUGUUUCGUCGCCGCGUGAGUUACAGUUGAUGGCGGUGAAGGUCGAGAAGGAGUUGGGUCCAGUUGAAAUAUUAGUCAACAAUGCCUCGUUAAUGCCUAUGACCUCUACACCACAUUUGACCAAUGAUGAAAUUGAAACCAUAAUUACGGUCAAUUUGGGCUCAUAUAUUAUGACUGUUAAGGAGUUUCUACCGAAAAUGGUGGCACGAAAAUCUGGACAUGUUGUGGCCGUGGCCGCUUUAGCAGGUUUAGUACCGCUGCCCGGUGCUGGCAUUUACACCGCCACGAAGUAUGGCAUUUUGGGCUUUAUGGAGGCGUUGCGCGGCGAAUUGCGCCUUUCCGACUGCGACUACAUACGCACCACCGUGGCAAAUGCCUAUCUAAUGAAGACUAGUGGCGACUUGCCCUUACUCAGCGAUGCGGGCAUAAUGGCCAGUUAUCCGGGCUUGCCGACACCCUACGUCGCCGAGAAGAUCGUACGCGGUGUCCUCUACAAUGAGCGCAUAGUGUACGUGCCGAAAAUAUUCGCGCUCACCGUGUGGCUGCUCAGAUUGUUGCCCACUAAAUGGCAGGAUUACAUGUUGCUGCGUUUCUACCACUUCGAUGUACGCAGCGCCCAUCUUUUCUACUGGAAAUAAGUAAACGGCUAUCCACGGUCCAGCAUUCCCACAAACAUACAUACAUACAGUACACACAUGUGUGCCUUUCCAACCGAUACAGUAGGCGUAUGUGUGUUCAAGUUGGUGUCCGCGGCGGUUGUUGGCUUAUAAUGUGUGUGUUCCAGUCCAGCAGACAGCCCGGCGCGUCUUCAAAUCUUUAUAAGCUUAUGCCAUAUAUAUAAUACAUAUGUAUGUACUUGUAUGUACUAUGUAUUGCCUUGCUCCUCCAUCCAGUUUGCGGUCACACUUUAUUGCAUUAUCGGCGCUGCUGCCGCACACAUGUUUGCAUUUAGCUUCUUCUUUCACAUUUAUAUUGUGAAGCCUUAAUUUGAUUAUCACAUUUCGUAUUGAAAACUUUAAUUGCUUUUUUUUUUUUCUAAAUGUAUUUUAACUAUUUUGUGUUUUCGUAAAGCGUUACACUUUUAUAUUGUUAGUGUAUUAAAUAUAUAUUUAGCAUAAGAGUACAAUGUUAGUCAUAUCUACUAAAUAAAUAUAUACUUAUAUUAACACAUAAAAAUAA